CCUCCUCCUCCUCCUCUUCAACCCAUCUUCUUCAAGUCCAAUCAAAACAGUGGUCGUUCUGGUAAUGGAAAACCGCUCGUUCGAUCACAUGCUGGGUUGGAUGAAGGAGCUCAACCCAGAAAUCAAUGGUGUAGAUGGCUCAGAAUCAAACCCAAUGUCCACCACCGACCCGAAUUCUCCGAAAAUUUCAUUCAGCAACCAAGCUCACUUCGUCGACCCUGACCCGGGACACUCAUUCCAAGCCAUUCGCGAGCAGAUCUUCGGGUCUAAUAACACCUCCCUGAAUCCACCACCCAUGAAUGGAUUCGCCCAACAAGCUCACUCCAUGGACCCCAACAUGACCCAAAGCGUCAUGAAUGGGUUCAUCCCUGACAUGGUUGCGGUCUACAAAGCUCUUGUCUCUGAGUUCGCCGUCUUCGACCGGUGGUUCGCCGCCGUUCCAUCUUCAACGCAACCAAACCGCCUCUACGUCCACUCAGCGACGUCCCAUGGUGCCACCAGUAACAUUCCGGCGUUGCUCGCCAAGGGUUACCCACAACGCACAAUCUUCGAAAACCUCGAUGACGCCGGAAUAUCCUUCGGAAUCUAUUUCCAGAAUAUUCCGGCGACUCUUUUCUACAGAAACCUGAGGAAGCUCAAAUACCUUGGUAAAUUUCACCCUUACGGCUUGUCAUUCAAGCAAGAUGCUGAAAAGGGAAAGUUGCCGGGUUAUGUUGUGGUCGAGCAGCGGUACAUGGACUCUAAGUUGGAGCCCGCUAACGAUGAUCAUCCGUCGCAUGAUGUGUAUCAGGGUCAGAUGUUUGUGAAGGAGGUGUAUGAGAUACUGAGGGGUAGCCCACAGUGGAAUGAGACUUUGCUUGUGAUCACCUAUGAUGAGCAUGGUGGGUUCUAUGAUCAUGUGGCGACACCUAUCAGUGGGGUCCCUAGUCCGGAUGGGAUUGUGGGUCCUGAGCCCUUUUUGUUUCAGUUCAACAGGUUGGGGGUUAGGGUUCCUACUAUCAUGGUCUCUCCUUGGAUUGAAAAGGGUACUGUUGCUCAUGGGCCUAACGGAUCACCUUUCCUGGCAUCAGAAUAUGAGCAUUCGUCGAUUCCGGCAACAGUAAAGAAGAUCUUUAACUUGACCUCACCCUUCCUAACUAAGAGGGAUGAAUGGGCUGGUACCUUUGAGGCCAUUCUCCAAACUCGGAAAGAACCUAGAACUGAUUGCCCAGAGACACUCCCAACUCCAGCUAAAAUCCGGCAAGGCGAAGCCGACGAAGAUGCCAAGCUGAGUGAAUUCCAGCAGGAGCUACUGCAACUUGCAGCAGUGCUUAAAGGAGAAGAUAUACUUUUAAGUUAUCCAGAAAGGAUUGGAAAGCAAAUGACUGUCAAAGAAGGGAAAGAAUACAUGGAGGAUGCAGUAAAGAGGUUCUUCGAAGCAGGACUAGCAGCCAAGGAAAUGGGUGUUGAUGUAGAACAAGUUGUCAAAAUGAGGCCCUCCCUCACUACAAGAUCUUCUAAACCUUCAAUUGAACAUCCAUAAAAAAAACAUAUUUUUCGUUACUUUGGGCACAACAAGUUGUGGUAACAUGGUUAUGUAUCUUACGGUCAACAUACUGGAUGAGAAAUGUAUUUUAUACCUGUACUCGUGUUUGAAAAUAUUAUAUAAAAUUAAAAACUGAAUUAAUCUUGUG
Molecule: messenger RNA, 1673 nt
Organism: Ilex paraguariensis (yerba mate)
Lineage: Eukaryota; Viridiplantae; Streptophyta; Magnoliopsida; Aquifoliales; Aquifoliaceae
Source: the annotation of a GenBank genome assembly